Messenger RNA from Cucurbita moschata (crookneck pumpkin), 4897 nucleotides. RefSeq names its product increased DNA methylation 1-like. Gene Ontology annotation, biological process: negative regulation of DNA-templated transcription. Lineage: Eukaryota; Viridiplantae; Streptophyta; Magnoliopsida; Cucurbitales; Cucurbitaceae. The transcript has 7 exons. Bases 406 to 4182 code for a protein of 1258 amino acids. The record is from RefSeq and is a predicted model, not a curated record. Gene Ontology annotation, molecular function: transcription corepressor activity.
AAGUAAGGGGAAAAGAAGGAAAAAAAAAAAAAGAAGACUGCAAGUUUUUAUAAUUGAUUUGGUUUUUAAUAAAGUGGCGAUGACGAUCCUUACUAAGAGACUUGUGUCUGAUCACUUUCGCACGUCGGAGCAUUGAGCGGGCAAUUGAAGCGAAUUUCCGGUCACGGAGUUCCAGAGCUUUCUGUUGAGGUAAGAUUCUUUGUAUCUCGUCCACGGUGGGGUUGGGGAUUCGGUGUUGCUAUUGAGAAAAUCUUGCGAAAUCGGAUCUGUUUGUUUCGGAUCUGAUAGGGGAUAAUCGAAUUAGGGAGUGUGGUAGAUGGAUUUUAUUAGGUUUGCUGGGCAGUUCAAUAUGGGUAUGGAGGAAUUUUUUUUAAGUUAGGGUUCUUGCGUUGGGGGUUGAUUCGAAUGGAGGACGGCGUGAGAUCUGGGGGUCCGUCGGGGGUUUUGGUGAAGACUAGGAACUCGUCUGGUUGCUUAAUUGUUAGAAAAAAAGAGGAUGGGUUUGGAGGCGCUGGGGCUUCAGGGUCCCGUUUGGUUAAUGCAAAGAAGGAGAAGAAGAGGCCUAGGUUGGUUUUGAGUGAUUCUGGGUCCAGUGAUGAGUUAUUGCUGCCCCAUCGCAGACGGGUUGGUCCUGAAACCAUUCGGGUCUGUAAUGGUUUGAAUUCUUUUGGGAAGGAUGUUAUGGACGAGAGUGGAAGUAUAAGAAAGAAGGAUAGGUUGCAGUACGUUAAGCGGAAUGAUGAUGAUUUAAUCAACCGGAUGGAUGUGGAUGGUUUACGAAGAAAUGUGGAGACCUUAGAGGUUUUUGAUUUCAAUGAGUACGAUGAAAUUGACGGUGAGACUCGGCGGAGGAAGAUUUUUAAUGACAGUGGAGGACAGUUUCUUGGUUCCAUGAAACUGCCUCGAAGUGGCAUCGACAGGGAAUUUGGAACCGCUUCUAGCAGGCAUGCUUUGGUGGACAAGAGAAAGAACUUGUAUGCAGAGCAAACCGAUUGCUUUGAUCGGGAUAGGCCUCCCCGAAAGAUUAGCUUUGAGUCGGAUAAUGAUGGACCUCAUCUCCCGACAUCCUUGUUGAGAGAUAAGUUUAGGGGUCACUCCGAAGAAGCAAUCAGGGUUCAGGGGAAAAAUGGAGUUUUGAAGGUCCUGGUAAACAAGAAGAAAAAUGUGAGUGGAUCAUCCGAGAUGUAUGAUCAUUGCAAAUUAGAAGAAGGUAGAAGGAGUCGAAGGACUGAAGAUACUCUGAAGUCGAAAGUGACGGUUACACCUUCAGUGUACCCAGAAACUAAGCUGAAUGUGAAACAGGAUCCCUUUUCUAAGCCAGAGAAAGACCGGACAGAUUUUCAAACACCAUCAUCGACAAAAAACAUAAAGGGUUGCAGUUGGGAUUCAGGUGACAGUAGUGUGUCAUUGAAGCCGAGAAAAAAGGUUGUUGAAGCUCAUAAAUCUACCAAGAGGGCAAGUUGUGAAGUUGAAAAACUUCCAUGUGAAGAGACUCCCCCAAGUACAGCAAAGGAAGGAAAAAUAAAACGAGGCAGUGGAACAGAGAAACAAAAGCUACGUGAAAGGAUCAGGGGAAUGCUCCUUAGUGCGGGCUGGAAAAUCGAUUACAGACCCAGAAGGAAUAGAGAUUAUUUAGAUGCGGUCUAUGUUAAUCCCAGUGGCACGGCUUAUUGGUCAAUUAUUAAGGCUUAUGAUGCCCUUCAAAAGCAAUUGAAUGAAGAAGGUGCAGAGGCUAAGCCUAGUGCUGAUGGUUCAUUUACGCCAAUAUCAGAUGAUAUUCUCAGUCAAUUAACUAGGAAAACUCGAAAGAAAAUUGAGAACGAAUGGAAAAAUAAGCAGAGAGAUGAUAGUGACAGUGAAAAUGCCAGAGAAGCAAGUGCACUGAGGUCUGCUGGUACAAAAAAUGACAUGGACAGCAUGGACAGUGAUAGCAAUGAAGAAAAAUUAAGCACUUUCGUAAAGCAGGGUGGAAAAUCUUGUAAAAAUAAAUUGAACGAGAAUGGGUGUCCCAGUGUCAACUCCAAAGGUCAAAGCUCUGGUAAGUAUUCACGUGAUACCACUGUAAAAUCUUCUUCUGGAUCCAAUUCACGUAUUUUACAUGGAAGGAGAGGUAGAAAGCUUGGAUUGUUAGUUCGUGGCUCUAAUAGGGGACUAGAUUCAGAGAAUGAUGGAUUUGUUCCAUAUACUGGUAAGAGGACUCUGCUUUCCUGGCUUAUCGAUUCUGGAACUGUGCAGUUGAGCCAAAAGGUCCGGUACAUGAACCGCAGACAGACCCGGGUGAUGCUGGAGGGGUGGAUUACUAGAGACGGUAUUCAUUGCGGUUGCUGUAGCAAAAUCCUCACUGUCUCAAAGUUUGAGAUACAUGCUGGAAGCAAAUUACGUCAACCUUUUCAAAACAUCUUUUUGGAGUCUGGGGUUUCGCUUUUGCAGUGCCAGAGAGAUGCAUGGAAUAGACAGGAGGAGUCUAAACGUCUCAGUUUCCACACAGUUGAAGUUGACGGUGAUGAUCCGAAUGACGAUACAUGUGGCAUCUGUGGAGAUGGUGGAGACUUGAUCUGUUGUGAUGGAUGUCCAUCAACUUUUCAUCAGAGUUGUUUAGAUAUUCAGAUUCCUCCGGGAGAUUGGCACUGCCCAAAUUGUACUUGCAAGUAUUGUGGAGUUGCCAAUGUUGAUAUUUCUCAGGGAGAAAAUACCAUUGUUCCUGAAAUAUCUACUUGUGUGUUAUGCGAGAAAAAGUUUCAUGAAUCCUGCAGUGCUGAGAUGGAUACUCCUGUUCAGUCCAAUGGUUCAGUCACCUCUUUUUGUGGCAAGAAUUGCAGAGAGCUUUUUGAGAAUUUGCAGAAGUAUCUGGGGGUGAAACAUGAAUUAGAUGCAGGAUUCUCAUGGUCUCUUAUCCGUAGAACAAAUGAAGAUCCGGAUGUAUCUGUUCGUGGGCUUUCUCAAAGGAUUGAAUGCAACUCUAAACUGGCUGUUGCAUUAACAGUUAUGGAUGAAUGCUUUUUGCCAAUUGUUGACAGGAGGAGUGGGAUAAAUCUAAUUCAUAAUGUUCUUUACAACUGCGGAUCAAACUUCUAUAGGCUUAAUUAUAGUGGCUUCUACACUGCUAUUUUGGAAAGGGGUGAUGAGAUCAUCUCUGCAGCGACAAUCAGGUUUCAUGGCACUAAGUUAGCCGAGAUGCCAUUCAUCGGAACCCGCCAUAUAUAUAGACGUCAAGGAAUGUGCCGUCGGCUUUUUUGCGCGAUCGAAUCUGCUCUCCGCACGCUUAAGGUUGAGAAACUGAUUAUACCAGCAAUCGCCGAGCUGAUGCAUACAUGGAAUGUGAUUUUUGGCUUUAGUUCUUUGGAGCCAUCACUCAAACAAGAAAUGAGAUUGAUGAACAUGUUGGUGUUCCCUGGAACAGAUAUGUUACAGAAGUUGUUAAUCCAAGAGUCAAUUGUUGAGGAGAAUCCGUCUACUGGCUCAGGUGCAAAGCGAACGGAUUGUAGAAGUACUGAGUUUAGUAGUCCUAAGAUUGAUACAGAGACCUCGUCUGGCCACGAACCUCGAAGUUGUGAUGACACCGAACAGCAUCACUUUAAGGCGAAAACAAAUGAAGUUGCUGUCACUAAUCUGAAUCCUGAAUCCGUAUCUGUUUCUCUAAAUGAUACUUCUACUGCUAAUAGUCCUCUGGAUGCAUUUUGUGAAGCUAAAACGCCAUGUUCUCCUAUGCAAACCGUAACUUCGGAUUCUGAUUCCGAUGAUAAGCCUGGAAUUCGGCAUGGUUUAGAGGAUCGUUCGCAGUCGACUUCCCAAUGUAUGGCAGCUGAUACGUCUUUGAACAAUUUUCUUGAACCUAAGGUCAAGGUUUCAAAUGAAGGAAUCAUUUGUUCCAACGCUCAUGCUGGGCACAAGUUGGCCGACUCCGUUUACGUGAGGAAAUCUUUUUCUCCUACUACAGGCAAUGGCACGUUUGAGCUCGAAAACAACAUACCCGUAAUGGAUUCUCCUGAAGACGAUGCACAUGCUAAUUCUCUUAAACCUACUCGACCCUUCGAAACUACAUCGGAUUGCAAAAAUGCAAUAGCUUAUGUGAAAGAAGCUAUUUCUGAUGGAAUUUGUGGCAGUGAAAGUUCUCCACAGUCGUGUGGGGCAAAAGCCAGAGGUGGUCUUCAGGAAGAGAGAGCUGAAUCUGGUUCAGUUUGACAAAUUGCCUCCACGUUGAUGUUUCAUCUCCUAAUUAUAUGGGUUGUUUCUCAUGCAAUCACUUUGCUGGUUGUGCUGGGCUCACAGAGGAGCCCUUGAUGGAAGUAGCAUGGUUCUAUUCACUGCCUAUCUCUUCUGGAAUUGCUGCUCAAACACGAGCUCGUUCAUCGUUCUGACUGGCUUGUCGGAAGCUCAGACUUCACGGUAUGGACGACAUAUUUUCUAGAAAUGGAGCAUUUCCAUUCUUGAUCAAAGACAUCAUAUGGUUCCAGCACCGGUUUGCCUCGAACGUAUCUGUUACCUGCUGCUCAGCCGAAUUGUAUGACGUUUUCGAGUUCUCGAGGGUUUGUUGGUGGAGUAUAUUGAUAUUGAUUCGUUCGUUUAACUCGUAAGAUCGUUAUGAAUGACCAACCUCGUACUGUAUAGAAGGGUGUUUUCUGAAAUCUCCAAGCUUGUCACACCUCAUUUUGUUUUGAAUUUUUGCUGCUGUCUGUAAUGGGCAUCUCGUCUAAUUUUGAGCAUUUUCUGGGAAGCUUCUGCCUAUCAUGAGAGCUUAGGGUAAAAAGAUAUAGUUUUUAGGAAGAGUUAGAAAUGGGGAAGCCAUUGUUUGCUGCUAAUUGUUGUCAUUGGAAUCACUUCUUUUAUGAAGAAGAUGAAAUUGUAAUUAUAUAGUUUUAAGCUUUUGUUCCUCAUUUUAGAUCAUUAACUUUUUCCA